Sodiomyces alkalinus F11 is the source of this 1243-nucleotide messenger RNA. RefSeq lists its product as hypothetical. The transcript is spliced from 6 exons. Bases 119 to 799 code for a protein of 226 amino acids. Gene Ontology annotation, cellular component: nucleolus. Gene Ontology annotation, biological process: ribosomal large subunit biogenesis. The record is from RefSeq and is a predicted model, not a curated record. Lineage: Eukaryota; Fungi; Ascomycota; Sordariomycetes; Glomerellales; Plectosphaerellaceae.
ACCGCUCACCAAAGUGAAGAUCCAUGUACACCGAACCGAGUUCUACCUCCUUGUCUCUCUCUUGCUCCCGUCGCUGGUCCUCCUCCCCCUUCGCUGAGUCCUCUUCAACCACAUCAAGAUGAGGAUUGAAGUGUGUCAUUUCUGUAGCAGACCUGCAUAUCCCUCCAAGGGAAUCACAUUCAAUCGCAAUGAUGGGAGGUCAUUUCGGUUUUGUCGGAGUAAAUGCCACAAGGCAUUCAAGAUGAAGCGCAACCCGAGAAAGGUUGGCUGGACCAAGGCAUACCGAACCGCCAAGGGCAAGGAGAUGACGGUCGACUCGACGCUCCAAUUCGCCGCCCGCCGCAACGUGCCCGUGCGCUACGACCGCGAGUUGGUCCAGAAGACCCUCAAGGCGAUGGAGCGCAUUUCCGGGAUCCGCUCCCGCCGCGAGCGCGUCUUCUACAAGAAGCGCAUGGCCGGCAAGCGCGAGCGCGAUCUCGCCACCGCCCGCCGCCUCGUCGCCGAGAACCAGAUGCUGCUACCCCGUCUGCGGGGCUCCGAGAAGCGCGCCCUCGCCGAACAGGGCGCCACCGAGGAGGAGAUCGCCGCCGCCGACCGCGCCGAGGCCGUCGACGUCAUCUCCAAGAAGAAGAAGGUCCAGAGCAAGGUGUUCGGCGAGGAGAAGGUGCGGCAGCGGGUCACGGUCGACGGGGAGGUCAUCGAAGAACGCGAGGGUGCCGGCAUGCGCUACGAGGACGAAGACGACGAUUUCGAGUCGUUUGGAGAGGAGGGUGAUGAAGAUGAAAUGGAGGUCGAUUGAAGCUCCCACGAUGUAUGGCGGCUGUGUUGAUAUUUCCGUUGUCUAUUCGUCGUCUGGCGUUAUGGAUAGGGGCUGACAGUAUGUGCAUUCCCAUGAGGGACUUCUGGCGUUAGCGGUUGUGAUAUACCAAGACACAAAACAAAAGGCUUCAAGAUUGAUUCCUCCGAGACCUCUCCGACGUGUGGUGAAGACUAUUUUGCAGGAGAUUUCAGCGGCGCGGCCAGUGUCCGUUGAGUGUCUGGUCUCGAUUUCAUUGUGAGACCAUCAUAGUGAAGACCAAUGUGGAUGUCGUGCAACGCGAGGAGGAGCAUGAAAGAGUCACCGAAUGUAUUAAGCAGUUAUAUUCGCCCCGAGCUCAAGAACCUGUCUGGCCUGCGAAUGCCGUAUUAUGUAUAGCCCCCCCCCACAUAGCCGCCGCGAAGAAACCAGAAAAGAGAACAAGAC